AUGGCUGCGAACAUUAGCGGUAGCAACAUUACCAACGCAACUACUUAUACCGACUUCGAAAAUCAGUGGCAAAUACUGUUAAGUGUGUUCAGGGGAAACCAGGUGUUUACAUCUGUUGUAGGUUCAGUUGUAAAUCUAUGGUUCCUUGCGGCCAUUUUGAGUUCACCCGAAGUUAGGUCUCGACUCCGUAACAAGAUCAUCUGCAAUCGUUUCAUUCUGCAUCUUUUGAACUGCACAAUCAUUUUACCCAACUCAAUCCACCUUACUGGCCAGAGAAUCAUAAGCUGUCUACACUACGCAAUUGUUGACAACCUUGUUCUCAUGCACCAACUUAUUGCUAAUUGGCUGCUGGUGAUGCUGCUGGCCGUUUUCAUUGCCCAAAUCGAGGGUUUCAAUCCACGAACCAGGCUCAGCCCUAAGUCUGCAAUACUAGGCACAGCAGUGCUGUUGGUUUUUCCUUGGAUCGCUUCGCUAGUCAUUGUUCCAGUUAUUAUACAUGAAUACACUAAGCAUCUCAAAACAUCCUGGGCGUGUUUUUUUACUGCUGGCUUGGACUCGUUGCAGGUGUUCAGAUCUAUUGACACUGCUCUUCCCAUCUUCCUGGCUGUUCUUCUUGUCAUAAUCGCUGCGGUUUUGAGGCGUCGACGCUUUGCUCUGGGAAACACGUCCGGGUCCAUCCAAGCCGAGCUGUUUGAGCCUGGACCAGAGAUCGACAACACUCUUCCUUACGUCGUUGCUGUGGUUGUCUCCACAGCGUGUGAUCUGCUUCGGUUGAUUCUGGAUCUAAAUCACCCCACAUUUGCAGACGAGUUCUGGCCUUUUAUGCGUACAUGGGUCGCCGCGACGAUCCUCAAUGAAUCGCGAGCUCUACUGAUGCCCAUCACGUUUCUGCUUCUGCCUGAUAUCAGACAACGAAUCAAAACGUGGAGACCUUGGCCGUCUGCUCGAACGGAUUUAACGGUGACCUUCCAUAAAGAGACCAACUAA
Molecule: messenger RNA, 987 nt
Organism: Candidula unifasciata
Lineage: Eukaryota; Metazoa; Mollusca; Gastropoda; Stylommatophora; Geomitridae
Source: the annotation of a GenBank genome assembly